UUUCUGGUACAAGAAAAACAAUAUCGGCAGUGCAUUUGGAAAGCAAUGCACAUUCGUGCAACCCAUCAAACGUAAUCGUUUAUUGGAUAUACCAAAUACAAACAUUAAGUGAAAUCGAAAAGGGGGAGAAUGAAGCGGCGCAAUGCGGACUGCAGCAAACUCCGUCGCCCGUUAAAACGGAACCGAAUCACCGAGGGUAUUCAUAGCAGUACCUUCCUUUACCUGAAAUUCUUGGUGGUGUGGGCUCUGGUGCUUCUGGCUGACUUUGUGCUGGAAUUCAGGUUUGAGUACCUGUGGCCAUUCUGGCUCUUCAUCCGGAGUGUGUAUGACUCCUUCAGGUACCAGGGACUGGCUUUCUCUGUGUUUUUCGUAUGCGUUGCAUUCACAUCAGACAUCAUAUGCCUCCUCUUCAUCCCAGUCCAAUGGCUCUUCUUUGCUGCCAGCACAUAUGUGUGGGUGCAGUAUGUAUGGCACACAGAACGAGGCGUGUGCCUGCCAACUGUAUCCCUCUGGAUACUUUUUGUUUACAUCGAAGCUGCCAUCCGAUUCAAAGACUUGAAAAACUUCCAUGUUGACCUCUGCCGUCCCUUCGCUGCCCACUGCAUUGGCUACCCGGUGGUGACGCUGGGCUUCGGCUUCAAGAGCUACGUGAGCUACAAGAUGCGUCUGCGCAAGCAGAAGGAAGUGCAGAAGGAGAAUGAGUUCUACAUGCAGUUGCUGCAGCAGGCGCUGCCGGCAGAACAGCAGAUGCUCCAGAGGCAGGAGAGGGAGGCCGAGGAAGUAGCCGCGGCGAACAAGGGUGUGUCAGACAGCGAGUCCACAGCGGUGUCCCAGAAUGGCGUCCCCGCCUCCAAGAAGCUGCCCGUCAACCUGCCCGAGCUGGAGUACCGGGAGAAAGGCGGAAAAGAAGGAGGUGGUGGUGGUGGCAAAGACCGCGAAGCCAAGAAACAACAGCAACAGCAACAGCAACAGCAGCAGCAGCAGCAGCAGCAUCAACAGCAGCACAGCAUAGGGAUCAACAACAACAUCUUACACACGGUGGACUCCAAGCUCCAGGAACUGGAGUACAUGGAGAACCACCUGAGCAGCAAGAGACUGAAUAACGAGCUGGCCGGCAGCGCCGAGAACCUGCUCGUCAAAGACGAGGCGGGGCCUCCCCCCAACAACAACAACAACUCCUCAACUUCCUCCACCUCUUCCUCCUCCUCCUCCUCGUCCAAUAAGAACUAUAAAAACGCCACAGGGGGCGGGAGCUCGUCGCCGCGCAGCCACAGCUCCACCAAUGGCAGCGUGCCCACGUCGUCCUCUGCCGCCUCCUCGUCCAAUAAGAACGAGAAGAAGCAGAAGUGCUCGGGUGGGAAGAGCCCGGCAGCACACAAGGAGACGAUGGAGAACUGCAUCCCCAACAACCAGCUGAGUAAGCCGGAUGGACUCGUACGGCUGGAGCAGGACAUCAAGAAGCUGAAGGCGGACCUGCAGGCGAGCCGGCAGCUGGAGCAGGACCUGCGCAGCCAGAUCAGCUCGCUGAGCAGCGCCGAGCGGAGCAUGCGCUCCGAGCUGGGCCAGCUGCGCCAGGAGAACGAGCUGCUGCAGAACCGGCUCCACAACGCGGUGCAGGCCAAGCAGAAGGACAAGCAGACCAUCGUGCAGCUGGAGAAGCGGCUGAAGGCCGAGCAGGAGGCGCGCGCCACCGUCGAGAAGCAGCUGGCCGACGAGAAGAAGAGGAAGAAGAUAGAGGAGGCCACGGCGGCACGCGCCGUCGCACUGGCCGCAGCCUCCAGGGGGGAGUGCACAGACUCGCUUCGCGGUCGCAUCCGUGAUCUGGAGUCCGAGUGCAAGAAGAUCACGCAGGACACGAAGCUGAAGGAGGAGCAGAUCAGAGAUCUGGAGGUCAAGGCACAGGAGCUGCGCAAAUACAAGGAGAACGAGAAGGAGACGGAGGUGCUGAUGUCGGCCCUGUCGGCCAUGCAGGAUAAGACCCAGCACCUGGAGAACAGCCUGAGCGCCGAGACCAGGAUCAAGCUGGACCUCUUCUCUGCUCUGGGCGACGCCAAGAGGCAGCUGGAGAUCGCGCAAGGUCAGAUUAUGCAGAAGGAGCAGGAGAUCAAGGAGCUGAAGCAGAAGAUUGCGGAGGUGAUGGCCGUCAUGCCCAGCAUCUCCUACACCAGCGAGGCCAACAGCAUGAGCCCCGUGGCGCCUCACUACUCCUCCAAGUUCAUGGACACCAGUCCCUCCAGCCUGGACCCCAACGCCUCCGUCUACCAGCCCCUCAAAAAGUGAACUCUGACCUCCUCUCUCCCUCCCUCCAUUCAUCUAUCCCUCCAGCUCUCCUUUCAUUCCUUCCCUCCAUUUUUAUUUCUCCUAUGUUUUUUCCCCUUCUUCGUUCAGUUUGGUAAUAACCUUGAUGUGUGUGUGUGUGUGUGUGUGUGUGUGUGUGUGUGUGUGUGUGUGUGUGCGUGCGCGGUCCUGCGUGUGUGUGUGUACCACUGGUGGGAUUUGUUCCUUUGUUUAAAUUGUUUGUUUGUUUUGUUGUUUUUUUCUCACCCAAGUUAAGACUUUUGUAAUGUGACUCAUUUGCUCAUUGGCAAGAGAAGAAGGAAAGUAAGGGAUAUCAUAAACCAAGACUGCCCAUUUUUGUUCCCUCGUUUUUUUUACAUGUAUACAUAUAACUGUCUUUUCAGAAGCCGUUAAAAAAAGCUGUUUGUUUUAGCACCCAUAUGUUGUCAUGGGUCUUUAGGAAGAUAAGACGGAAAAUCUUCUGCCACUGGUUACCUUUUGGUCAGAAAUGGUGGCAGUGCAUUUACUUUUAUGGUAAAUGGUAUCAUCUCUUAAGUUUCAAUGAAUGUAACAGAAAAUGGAACAAAAGAAGCCGACAAAUUAUGUUUUGUGUCAUUUCCUUGAAAAGGAAACAAUUUGUGAAAUCAUUGUCCCACUUUUAUUUCUUGAAAUGGUGUGAUUGUUUUGGAAAAAGCACAUUUCAGUCCAGUUAUGACCAUAGCAAUGUACAUUUUUCUCUUCUUAAAAAAAAAUGCAUUUCAUCAUUGUGACCUUUUUCUUUCUUUCUUUUUUUUGUUGUUUUGUUUUUAAAACACAGUUGGCCAUAUGUGAUUUUCGUUCCUGAACAUGGGUACAUGGGUACUGAAAUGAACACUUGGUCUCUCAGACCAGCCCAAUAUUUGUUUUGUAUUCUUAAAAAUCUCGUGAAGAAAAUAGUUAAUUCAGAAGGGACUGACGGUGGCAUGGUGUGUAUUAAUUUAAUGCUGCAAAAACAUUUGGGGAAUGUUAUCUUUGAAUUAAUUGCAUAAUCUUUUAUUCUUGGACCAAAAUUACAUAGGACAUAGUAUUCUUUUAAGCAAUGCAAAACAACAGCGGAAGAAAAGAAAAAAAAAAACAUUGAAUAUGAUGAUGUCUAGGUAACUGAAAUUUGCCAGUUGUCAUACUACACUGUGCCUUGAGAUCUCUUCUCACACACACACACACACACACACACACACACACACACACUCAUACUCCGCAAAAUACAUAAACCCACAUGAAACACAAUUCACUCUUCUGACAAGUCUUUACAGUCUCCCAGAAUCCUUAGCAAGUCUCACCUCACACACACACACACACACAUACAUACACAUACAUACAUGCAUACAUACACACACACACAUAUACCUUACCCAGUUGUGUUGCUUCUGCUUAGUUCCUCAGUGACUCCUGUUGUGGUGUAAGGGAAGAGUUGGAUGUGGUAGGGGGAGUGGGAGUGGGGGGGUGUGUUAAGCCCGACCUGCCAAUUACCCCCCAGGAGGACCCCACCCCUCAUCAGGGCCAUGGGCCGCCAUCGAUUUGUUUACGACAAUGUAAAAUAACUUUUUUUUUUUCUGCUGAAUGUUUGUUUAGAUUUUUGGGGUUUUUUCUUUUUUUCAUUUUUUAAGUCAAAAAGUGCCAAGUUAAUGGAUGUUUGUAUCUGGGUUCAUGUUUUGUUUGGUAUUCCUCCAUGCAUAUUUAUUUCAAAAUAUGGUGAUCAUAACAAUGUAACAUAAUACGUUGGCAAAAGCACUGGAGCGUAUUUUUGUUUUCCUUCGGUGAUUGUAAGAAUGGAAAGGAAAGGGUGAGCCUUUGGUUACAUCCCCACCCUCCCACUCCCCCCUUUUUCUUCAUUCAGAGUUUUGUUCCUUCAGAGGUUGCAUCAUGUUACAAAGAGGAGCAGCUCAUCUACUUUUGACUUUGUUUUUGUAAUUUUUUUUUUGUCUCCAGUGGGAUAGCUUUGUUAAAGUGUUGCAUCUAUCUUUUUAUUGUACCUCUCCCCACUCUCACUCCCAAGUCUACCCUCCUAUUCCUUAGCGUUGACCAUGUAUGGUUUAUGGCCUACCUUGGAAAAGUAUUUCUGUGGAUUGCAAUGGCGUUGUACUGGAUUAUUGACAUUUUUUGUAAAACUUUGUGGAGAGUAAAAGGAAAAAAAAAAAAGUUUUGUUUCUCUCUGUUGCUCGUCCACUUUGUUACUUUCUAGAAUGGAUUUCCGCUGCGUUCUCUCACUUUGUGGGGUUUACGAAACCAUUAAAUGAAAUCUUGCUGGUUAUGCAAGAUGUUUGAAAUUG
Molecule: messenger RNA, 4586 nt
Organism: Clupea harengus (Atlantic herring)
Lineage: Eukaryota; Metazoa; Chordata; Actinopteri; Clupeiformes; Clupeidae
Gene: maco1a
Product: macoilin 1a
Biological process (GO): neuronal signal transduction
Cellular component (GO): rough endoplasmic reticulum membrane
Source: RefSeq, a predicted model, not a curated record